Haplochromis burtoni (Burton's mouthbrooder) is the source of this 2057-nucleotide messenger RNA. RefSeq names its product transcription factor CP2 (gene tfcp2). The record is from RefSeq and is a predicted model, not a curated record. The transcript is spliced from 16 exons. NCBI's taxonomy places the organism in Eukaryota, Metazoa, Chordata, Actinopteri, Cichliformes, Cichlidae. Gene Ontology annotation, molecular function: DNA-binding transcription activator activity, RNA polymerase II-specific; RNA polymerase II cis-regulatory region sequence-specific DNA binding. Gene Ontology annotation, cellular component: nucleus. Bases 447 to 1943 code for a protein of 498 amino acids. Gene Ontology annotation, biological process: regulation of transcription by RNA polymerase II.
UAGCACUCUGAGACGAUACAAAGAAGGAGACGGAACGGAAAUUACGGCAGCUCCUUUCCCGAGGAAGCUAGAUAAACAAACAAAAGCAAGACAUUAUAAUACAUAUAUUUAAACAUCUCGUGCGAUUUUGACCACUUUUUACGUAUAGAUAUGCUAACCACAAAUAAACCGAACCACAGAAUAAGCUAGAGAAGGGCUAGCAUCCCGGGACGUUUUAAUGAUUUCUAGCAUCCUGCUAGCUGAACGAACUGGCAGGCUACGCAGCUAAGGUGUUAGCUCGACAUGUUUAUUUUAGCGCUUGGGCGAAGGAGCGUGACAUGAUGGCGUAAAACUUGCAGUUAUUACCAAAUAGUCACACUUCCCACCUAAAGGCUGUGAGAAACUGAUAACGUUUGCCUCGAGUUUCAACCGGAACUGCACUCCGUUAAAAUCUCCACACCGUCACCAUGGCGUGGGCUCUGAAACUGCCUCUCACGGAUGAAGUGAUUGAGUCCGGACUGGUCCAGGACUUUGAUGCCAGUCUGUCCGGCAUUGGCCAGGAACUCGGUGCGGGGGCGUACAGUAUGAGCGAUGUACUUGCCCUUCCCAUUUUCAAACAGGAGGAGUCCAACCUCCCACCGGACAGUGACAACAAGAUCCUACCCUUUCAGUAUGUUCUGUGUGCACCUACCUCGCCAGCCGUUAAACUGCAUGAUGAAACACUCACCUACCUCAACCAAGGGCAAUCCUAUGAAAUUAGAAUGCUUGACAAUCGGAAAAUUGGGGAACUUCCAGAAAUCACCGGCAAAAUGGUGAAGAGCAUAAUUCGUGUGGUGUUUCAUGACCGACGACUUCAAUACACAGAGCACCAGCAGCUGGAAGGCUGGCGCUGGAACAGGCCAGGGGAUCGCAUUCUCGACCUGGAUAUCCCGAUGUCAGUGGGGAUAAUUGACCCCAGGGCUAACCCCACUCAGCUUAACACGGUGGAGUUCCUUUGGGACCCAUCAAAACGAACCUCAGUUUUUAUCCAGGUUCACUGCAUUAGCACAGAAUUCACCAUGCGGAAGCAUGGCGGAGAAAAGGGCGUGCCUUUCCGCAUCCAGAUUGACACGUUUAAGGAGAACGAGAAUGGAGAGUACACAGAACAUCUUCACUCUGCCUCCUGUCAGGUCAAAGUCUUCAAGCCUAAAGGUGCAGACAGAAAGCAGAAGACAGACAGGGAGAAGAUGGAGAAGAGGGCGCCACAGGAAAAGGAAAAGUACCAGCCUUCCUAUGAAACCACAAUCCUGACAGAGUGCUCUCCCUGGCCUGAGGUCACAUAUGUCAACAACUCCCCAUCUCCUGGCUUCAAUAGCACCCACAACAGCUUUCCAGUGGCUGAAGGAAACGGGUCACCAAACCACCAGCCUGAGCCUGUUGUUCAGGUGGCAGAUAAUUUGUUACCAACAGCAACACCACAGGAUGCACAACAGUGGCUUCAUAGAAACCGCUUCUCCCCUUUCUGUCGACUCUUCACUAACUUCUCAGGGGUAGACCUGUUGAAGCUGACCAGGGAGGAUGUUAUUCAGAUCUGUGGGCCAGCUGAUGGUAUAAGACUCUUCAAUGCACUUAAAGGACGGGUGGUACGUCCAAGACUCACCAUCUAUGUUUGCCAGGAAUCUCAGCAGGCACGGGAACAGCAUCCGAAACAUGAAAAUGGAGAUGCUGCUGCCAGCGCUUUCUUUGGUCAGUUAUAUCACGCCAUUUACCUGGAGGAACUCACGGUUACAGAACUGACAGAGAAAAUUGCUCAUCUGUUCAGCAUCUCACCUAGGCAGAUCAAUCAGAUCUUUAAACAAGGCCCUACUGGCAUCCAUGUGCUGGUUAGUGAUGAGAUGAUUCAGAAUUUCCAAGAUGAAGUUUGUUUUGUUUUGGACACGAUGAAAGAUGACACAAGUGACGGCUACCACAUAAUCUUAAAGUGAAUCCCAGGCAGGAGAGUUGUCGAGUUCUUCUCUCUUGUUUAGUCCUGGUUCAGUCAGACCCUCUAUAGCUUUGUACAUUUUGCUGAUCCUUUAUGGAGAUGCACCCCCCCCCCC